AUGUCUUACUACGAGCAGUGCAAACAGCCCUGCCUGCCCCCUCCCAUUUGUCUGCAGAAAUGCAGCAAGUGUGUGGAGCCCUGCAAGACGGUGUGUGUGGAGCCCUGUGACAGCAUCUGUGUGAAGCCAUGUCCCACCCCAUGCGUGGAGGUCUGCACAACGCCCUGUGCCACCCAGUGCACCACGUCCUGCACCACCCAGUGCGUGGAGCCAUGUCCCAUCCAGUGCACCACCACCUGCAGCACCCAGUGUGUGGAGCCUUGUGCCACCCAGUGCACCACAUCCUGCACCACCCAGUGUGUGGAGCCAUGUCCCACCCAGUGCACCACCACCUGCGUGGAGCCCUGCAGCACCCAGUGUGUGGAGGUCUGCCCCCCUAAGUGCAUUGAUGUCUGUGUAAAGCCGUGUGCCACUCAGUGCACCACUCAGUGUGUGGAGCCUUGUGCCACCCAGUGCUGCAGCAAGUGUGUGGAGCCCUGCCCACCCCCAUGCGUGGAGGUGUGUACCACCAAGUGUGUUGAUUCAUGUGAGACGGUGUGCCUGGAGCCAUGUAGCACUGUCUGCUCUCGGCCGUGCUGAUCACCUUAACACAUGAGCCUAGCCUGCGGCCCUGGUGCUUCAGUGCAUUGCAAUAUCCAUAGGCUCACAAGCAUCCAUGGAACGAAAACCACGUUAUAGACCCAUCUGCAACAUACUGAGACUUCUCCUGAUCUGUUUACCCCAUGCUCUCUUUGUCUUGGAAAACAUUUGUCUGAAUGUUUCCACCCUUUGCUUGCUAUGAUACUUCUGCUACUGCUAUCUCAGCAACUUCUUUCUUGGUAACUGCAGUUGGCCAAUAAUUAUACUGCUGGGCAUCUUGGGAAGUUAUUUAGCAAGGUCUGUUCUGUAAACAGUUGAUGUUGGAAGAUGCUUCCCCUUCAGUUCUUUAUUUCUCAGUUUGUCUUUUAAUCUUUGUCCUCUUGUCUAUGUGCAGCAAUA
Messenger RNA from Pezoporus occidentalis (night parrot), 978 nucleotides. RefSeq names its product proline-rich protein 9-like. The record is from RefSeq and is a predicted model, not a curated record. Lineage: Eukaryota; Metazoa; Chordata; Aves; Psittaciformes; Psittacidae. Bases 1 to 579 code for a protein of 192 amino acids. The transcript has a single exon.